UCGGAGCGUGGGCUCGGGCGCCGGGCCCGCCGAGGUUUCGCGGCCGGCUUCCUGGUUGGCGUCGCUCUUCCAGGCCGUGUCACUCCUGGCGACACUACUUUCUGACUGACUGGGGAUGGUGUCUGCUUCCGUCUCCCCAGUGCAGCCACAUCCGGAGUGGGAGGUGGCGAAUCUCCAGACGACGCUGCUGAGCUUCGAGCUUAUCUGAAAUCUAAAGGAGCUGAAAUUUCAGAAGAGAACUCAGAAGGUGGACUUCAUGUAGAUUUAGCUCAAAUUAUUGAGGCCUGUGAUGUAUGUCUGAAAGAAGACGAUAAAGAUGUUGAAAGUGUGAUGAACAGCGUGGUAUCCCUCCUAUUGAUCCUGGAGCCGGACAAGCAAGAAGCUCUGAUCGAAAGCCUAUGUGAAAAACUGGUCAAAUUUCGGGAAGGUGAACGCCCAUCUUUGAGACUGCAGUUGCUAAGCAACCUUUUCCAUGGGAUGGAUAAGAAUACUCCUGUAAGAUAUACAGUAUAUUGCAGCCUCAUUAAAGUGGCAGCAUCUUGUGGGGCCAUCCAGUAUAUUCCAACUGAGCUGGAUCAAGUUCGAAAAUGGAUUUCUGAUUGGAACCUCACCACUGAAAAAAAACACACCCUUUUAAGGCUCCUUUAUGAGGCACUUGUGGAUUGUAAGAAAAGUGAUGCUGCCUCAAAAGUCAUGGUAGAGUUGCUAGGAAGUUACACAGAGGACAACGCUUCCCAGGCUCGAGUUGAUGCCCACAGGUGUAUUGUACGAGCAUUGAAAGAUCCAAAUGCAUUUCUCUUUGACCAUCUUCUCACUUUAAAACCAGUCAAAUUUUUGGAAGGCGAGCUUAUUCAUGAUCUUUUAACCAUUUUUGUGAGUGCUAAACUGGCAUCAUAUGUCAAGUUUUAUCAGAAUAAUAAAGACUUCAUUGAUUCACUUGGUCUAUUACAUGAACAGAAUAUGGCAAAAAUGAGACUGCUUACUUUCAUGGGAAUGGCAGUGGAAAAUAAAGAAAUUUCUUUUGACACAAUGCAGCAAGAACUUCAGAUUGGAGCCGAUGAUGUUGAAGCAUUUGUUAUUGAUGCAGUAAGAACUAAAAUGGUCUACUGCAAAAUUGAUCAGACCCAGAGGAAAGUAGUUGUCAGUCAUAGUACACAUCGGACAUUUGGAAAACAGCAGUGGCAGCAACUGUAUGACACACUAAAUGCCUGGAAACAAAACUUGAACAAAGUGAAAAACAGCCUUUUGAGUCUUUCUGAUACAUGAAUUUUUAUGCUAUAUAAAAUUUGGUUCUUUUUGGAAGAAAUCUAAAUCAUAGUAAAACAAACUAAAAUUUGA
Canis lupus familiaris (dog) is the source of this 1338-nucleotide messenger RNA. RefSeq names its product eukaryotic translation initiation factor 3 subunit M (gene EIF3M). Gene Ontology annotation, biological process: cytoplasmic translational initiation. The record is from RefSeq and is a predicted model, not a curated record. Bases 331 to 1266 code for a protein of 311 amino acids. NCBI's taxonomy places the organism in Eukaryota, Metazoa, Chordata, Mammalia, Carnivora, Canidae. Gene Ontology annotation, cellular component: cytoplasm; eukaryotic translation initiation factor 3 complex. The transcript has 11 exons. Gene Ontology annotation, molecular function: translation initiation factor activity.